AUGUCUAACGAAUCCACUACCGAAAGACGAGAGUUUACUCGUUCCAACGGAAUCGACUUUCCACAAAUUCGCUAUGCCACCAUGCUCAAGCUUAAGGUGGUGAGACUAGAGAACAUUGUCUUAGGCACUGAUCCCAAGCCUCGUCAUUUAACAAAAAGUGCUCUCGUGUUAAAUAUCAAACUUUGUGUUACCAAGCUCUAUCAAGGCUCUGUUACUGCCCAGGAAAUUUGGCAAAGGCUACUGGCUGAGUUUGCUGAUGUUGCAGCAUCUAAUGUCCAAUCACCUCUCGGUAAAUUCAACAGCUACAGGAUGAAUCCAGACCAUAAGGUCACUACCCAUGUCAAUGUCUUCAGGCAGAUGGCAGAGGAGCUUAGAGGUGUGAGACAGCCACAGUCUAUUGAUAUAAUCGUGUCCAAAAUCAUCCAAACUCUACCCCCAAGUUAUGCUGUGUUCGAGACGAUGUGGAGUGGUCUACCAGUGGCUGAUCUGACCAUGGCUAAUCUCACAGCCAAACUAUCGGAAGAGGAAAGAAAGCUGAAUGAUAGAAGUAAGCGAAACACAGUUUGA
Daphnia pulicaria is the source of this 567-nucleotide messenger RNA. RefSeq lists its product as uncharacterized. NCBI's taxonomy places the organism in Eukaryota, Metazoa, Arthropoda, Branchiopoda, Diplostraca, Daphniidae. The coding region runs from base 1 to 567 and encodes 188 amino acids. The transcript is spliced from 2 exons. The record is from RefSeq and is a predicted model, not a curated record.